This is a messenger RNA of Electrophorus electricus (electric eel), 7867 nucleotides long. It is a transcript of the gene atp8b5b, whose product is annotated as ATPase phospholipid transporting 8B5b. Gene Ontology annotation, cellular component: trans-Golgi network; plasma membrane. The record is from RefSeq and is a predicted model, not a curated record. Lineage: Eukaryota; Metazoa; Chordata; Actinopteri; Gymnotiformes; Gymnotidae. Gene Ontology annotation, biological process: phospholipid translocation; Golgi organization. Gene Ontology annotation, molecular function: magnesium ion binding; ATP hydrolysis activity; ATP binding.
AUGUCUCGUGUAUGCUCUCUACAGAACAAUGCUAUCAAGACCUCCAAGUACAACAUCUUCACCUUCCUGCCCCUCAACCUGUUUGAGCAGUUCCAGAGGCUGGCCAAUGCUUACUUCGUCUUCCUGCUUAUCCUACAGCUGAUUCCAGCCAUUUCCUCUCUCUCCUGGUUCACCACUGUGGUUCCUCUACUGUUGGUACUGUGCAUGACCCUGGCUAAAGAUGGCUCUGAUGACAUUAAUAGACACAAAAAUGACAGACAGGUGAACAAUCGCAGAGUGGAUGUCCUCAUUGAUGGAAAGUUGAAGAGUGAGAAAUGGAUGAACGUUCAAGUGGGGGACAUCAUUAAGUUGGAGAACAAUCAGUUUGUUACGGCUGACCUGCUCUUAUUGUCCAGCAGUGAGCCUCUUAACCUGGUCUACAUAGAGACUGCUGAGUUGGAUGGUGAGACCAACCUAAAGGUUAAACAGGCUCUGACAGUCACAGGUGAUAUGGGAGAUGACAUUGACACACUGGCAGCCUUUACAGGGGAGGUGCACUGUGAAGCUCCCAACAACCGCCUGGAUAAGUUCACAGGUACGCUGUCGGUGCAGGGGGCCGCGUACGCGCUGGACAACGAGAGGAUCAUUCUUCGAGGCUGCACCCUGCGCAACACGGAGUGGUGCUUCGGCCUGGUGCUCUUCGGAGGACCUGACACCAAGCUGAUGCAGAACUCUGGGAAGUCUACAUUCAAGCGCACAAGCAUCGAUCACCUGAUGAACGUUCUGGUUCUGUUUAUUUUUGGCCUCCUGGCGUUAAUGUGCACUGCCUUGGCCAUCGGGAACUCGAUCUGGGAGCAUCAGGAGGGCACCUCUUUCACCGCCUUCCUCCCUCGUCAGGAGGGUGCAAACGCAGACUUCAGCAGCUUCCUCUCCUUCUGGUCCUACGUCAUCAUCCUGAAUACGGUGGUGCCCAUCUCCCUCUACGUCAGUGUGGAGAUCCUCCGGCUGGGAAACAGCUACUACAUAGACUGGGACAGGAAAAUGUACCACACUAAGAGUGAUAUUCCAGCCCAGGCGAGAACCACCACCCUCAACGAGGAGCUGGGGCAGAUUAAAUACAUCUUCUCAGACAAGACGGGCACCUUGACUCAGAACAUCAUGGUCUUCAACAGGUGCUCCAUCAAUGGGAAGUCCUAUGGUGAAGUUGUGGACUUCUCUGGACAGAGGGUGGAGAUUACUGAGAAAACAGAGAAGGUAGAUUUUUCUUGGAACCCGCUAGCAGAUCCAAAGUUCUGUUUCCAUGACCACAGCCUGAUAGAAGCAGUGAAGCAGGGUUCCAGGGAGGUGAAGGCCUUCUUUCGCCUGCUUGCUCUCUGCCACACUGUCAUGCCUGAGGAGAAGAGAGAGGGUGAGCUGUUCUACCAGGCGCAGUCUCCAGAUGAGGGCGCUCUGGUCACUGCGGCGCGGAACUUUGGCUUUGUGUUCAGAGGCCGCACCCCUGACACCAUAUCUGUGGUGGAGAUGGGGAUCAGCACCGCCUACCAGCUGCUGGCAGUGCUGGACUUCAACAACGUCCGCAAGAGGAUGUCCGUCAUCGUACGAAGUCCAGACGGCAGGCUGACGCUGUACUGUAAGGGUGCAGAUACGAUCAUCUAUGAGAGGCUCCACCCCUCCUGCUCUAAACUCAUGGAGGUCACCACUGAUCACCUCAAUGAGUAUGCUGGUGAAGGCUUGCGGACCCUGGCUCUGGCCUACAAGGACUUGGAUGAAGCAGAGUUUGAGGUGUGGAAAGUACGGCACCAUGAGGCCAGCACUACCAUGGAGGACCGUGAGGCAAAGCUGGACGCCAUAUACGAGGACAUCGAGAAGGACCUAAUGCUCAUAGGGGCGACUGCGGUGGAGGAUAAGCUGCAGGAUGGGGUGCCCCAGACCAUUGAACAGCUCUCCAAGGCUGACAUUAAGAUCUGGGUGUUAACAGGAGACAAACAGGAGACGGCGGAGAACAUCGGCUACUCCUGUAACAUGCUGCAGGAGGAGAUGACGGAGGUUUUCGUCGUCGCGGCGGACACGGCCGAGGGUGUGAGACAGGAGCUGGUGAAUGCCAGAAAGAUGAUGUCACCAGGUUCACCAGAUGAGCCUCCCGUCCUAAAGAGUGGCAUUAUUGGUAAAAAGUCCGAGGAGGUUCUGGACGAGAAGGUGGAAGGAGAGUAUGGCCUCGUUAUAAAUGGGCACAGCUUGGCGUAUGGUCUGCAGGAGGACCAGCAGCUGGAGCUGCUGAGGACUGCGUGUAUGUGCCAGACAGUGAUCUGCUGUAGAGUCACACCUCUGCAAAAAGCUCAGGUGGUGGAGCUGAUCAAAAAGCACAAGAAAGCCGUGACCCUCGCCAUCGGAGAUGGAGCCAACGACGUCAGCAUGAUCAAAGCUGCCCAUAUCGGAGUUGGCAUCAGUGGGCAGGAGGGCAUGCAGGCUGCUCUCUCCAGCGAUUUCUCCUUCGCGCAGUUCCGUUACCUGCAGCGCCUCCUGCUGGUGCAUGGCCGCUGGUCCUACCUGCGCAUGUGCAGCUUCCUGCGCUACUUCUUUUACAAGAACUUCACCUUCACCUUCGUGCACUUGUGGUAUGCCUUCUUCUGCGGCUUCUCCGCCCAGACGGUGUAUGACGAGUGGUUCAUCACCCUCUACAACCUGGUAUACACAGCACUGCCUGUCAUUGGCCUGGGUCUCUUUGAUCAGGAUGUGGAUGACCGCUGGAGUUUCCGUUACCCCCAGCUAUACGCCCCGGGGCAGCAGAACCUGUACUUCAAUAAGAUGGCCUUCGUCAGGAUCCUUCUGCACAGCUCCUACAGUUCAAUCAUUCUCUUCUUCAUCCCGUACGCCGCCAUACAGGACACCGUGCGGGAUGAUGGCAAGGACAUCGCUGACUACCAAUCCUUUGCUCUGCUCGCCCAAACCUGCCUGCUCAUCGCCGUUAAUGUGCAGCUUGGCUUGGAUACGUCUUAUUGGACAGCAGUGAACCAGUUCUUCCUUUGGGGGAGCCUGUCCGUGUAUUUCGCUGUCACCUUCACCAUGUACAGUAAUGGCAUGUUCCUCAUCUUCACCUCCUCCUUCCCUUUCAUCGGUACUGCAAGGAAUUCUCUGAACCAGCCAAACGUGUGGCUGACGAUCUUCCUCACCACCAUCCUGUGUGUGCUGCCUGUGGUAGCCUUCCGAUUCCUGCUCAUUCAGCUCCGUCCAACCAUGAACGACAAGGUGCGCUACAAAAUGAGACAGGAUAAAGCAGUUCUUCCUCCUCUUCCUCGCCGGUUCCCACGACGACGUAUCAGCACCCGUCGCUCUGGCUACGCCUUCUCGCAUGCUCGUGGCUACGGUGACCUGGUAACAUCUGGACGCUUCCUGCGCAGGAAUGUGAAGAGCAGGCCGACGCUCUUCCCUUUAGCAGAGUCACCUGUAGCCGAAAGCUCUCCACAGAUCUACCGCAGCAUCGAUGGAACACAGAGCUCCAAACAGGCCUGACAUCAGGGGGCGCCUUGGGGGAAAAUUUCUAUUUGGGCUUUUUUAGGGCACCUGUACGCCCUAGAAACCCAUAGAAUUAAACACCAGAAUCCCAUCCGUCACUGGCUGCUAUUGCAUUACUGGCCAGAUUACCACUGCUGAAGGUUUUCAGCGGGUUUUUACCAGAUGAUAUUACCCUUUCAGAGAGGCAAAGUAACUUCAAGCUGUGUAUUUCAGGGAACUAACAUAUGCAAUGCCUAUUAUAUAUAUUCACUCCCCUUUAAAAGUCAUCAGAUUUGUCUGGAUUACAAAUGACUGAUAUUUUCUGUCUCGUAUUUUAUUUUAAAAGAAAGACCCUCGAAAUGAAUUAAUAUUAAUUAAAAAAUAAAUUAAUUGUCACUGCUAACUGUAAAAUCCUGUUGGCGUAAGAUUCGACUCCUGCACCAUGGAAGCUCCAGGUUUGCACAGAUGAAGGGUGUCAGCCUAGGAUGUCAGUUAGAUUACAGUUGGCCUCUACCUGUGGAUAAUUUAAAAAAAAUUUUUUUGUUUUUUUCCGAAUAAAAGACCCUCUUAAUUUUAAAUACCAUUAUUCACACUGAAGGAAUCUAAAGGAAGCUGUAAAACAUAAAACCAGAGAAUUCUAAGGAAACUGGAGGUUAACUUGUAGAUAUUAUCCAAGUUUGGAUAUCCCAGUGAGCACUGUUGGCUCAGUUACAAGGAGUCAGACACUGUUGGGUCAGGCGCUGCCUAGAUGAGGCCGUCCCUCAAAACCCAACAUCAGAGCAAGAUGGGAUCUGUGAGGGAAGCCCCAGGAGCUAUAGAGUUCAGUGACUGAGACUGAAGAGAAGAUGCACCUGUCAGAGAUAACAAGACCUCCGCAUACAACUGGACGAAAUGCCAGGGCUAGAUAAUACUGGGAAAAAGAACAUGUGGCAUUUGCUAGAAAGCAUCAUAGUGACCCAGCUGAAAUAUGGGAUGUAGUUUUGUGUUCUGAUGAGACAAAAAUAGAGGGUUUUUAGCCAAAUCUCAACAUUCUAUGUGUGUUGCAAACACUGCCCAUUCCUCACAGACACCAUCCCAGCAGUGAAGUAUGGGGUGUGUGGGAUGGCAUCAUGUUGUGGGAAUGCAGUUGUUCACUGGGGACUGGGCACCUUGCUGAAAUUCAUCGACAGAUAGAUUGUUCAGAAUACACUGAGAUGCAUCAAGACCACCUGCUCCAGUUUGAAGAGAAAAUGGGAAGAAAAAUGUCACCUUCUGCAAGACAAAACUCCAAAACUAAUGGCUGGAGAGCAUUGUGCCACGAAGAAUGGGCAUCACUCCCAAGCAGUCUCCAGACUUCAGGCUCUCACUGCAGCAAAAAGUGGAUCUUUCAAGUAUUGAUCUAAAGGGGUAGCAUACGUCCACAAGCUCUGCUGACAAAGAAUAUUGGCUUUGAUUUGUGUAGGUGUCAUUUGUAAUCCAGAGGGUUGAAUACUUUUAAAGGCAUUGUAGAUCAAAGAUUUAUUCCAGACCUUGAAUCAAAACCCAGUCCAGGAUAUUAGUUUGUUGAUGUCAUAGUACAUUGGUUUUCAAAGCAGAGCUCUUGAGGUUUAAAGUAAAAAUGUAAAAACAGGAAAGGCAGCGUUGUUACCCAAUAUGCUAGACCAAGCAGCAAGACACCAGAGGGAGUGAUGGUGUCCAAUCACUAAUGUUAUCUGUUCAAUUAACUACCAGUGAUUAUAAAAUCCAGGACCAGAAACUGGCUUUGAAAGUGUGGAAGAGCUUUGAUAUGGAUGUUAACAAAUGUUAAUGAACAUAAUUAAUGAAACUGCAGCCUAGUUAGAACUACGUUAAAAUGCUGUCAUGCUCUGCUGCUUUACUGGAAUGUUUGCUGUUUGAAGUGGCUUUCAGUAAUUGAAAGUCAUGAAUUUCUUUUUUACUGAAGUUCGUAUGUGCCUUUAAAAGGGUUUCCUUUGUUAAAUGUAAAGUAAUUGAAAUGUAGUGAGGCUGUGAAUUUAAUUCAGAAUUUUUUUUAAAGGGCCAGGUUAUAUAAGCAGGUAUGAACAACUAAUAGAAGUCAGAACUGUCAUUGAUGUUGUUUCUGUUAGGGACUUGCAGUACUUUAUAAAUAGCAAGAUUGUCGAGGUCUUUUAAUGGGUGGAGUUGGAGGGGUGUGUUUAUGUAAAAGUGUAGCAUUCCAAACAAUGGUUGAGAUUUGUCCUUUCAUUACACAUGGGAUUUGCUGUCAGUUUAUUAUGUUUAUAACGUUACAUGAUGUCAUGGAUAUAUAGACCACGUGUCAAACCUGACACACCCACUCAAACUCCCUAACAAUCCAAUCCUUUGCACCUUGAUUCAGGUGUGUUGGAGCAACGAAGCCCUGCUGAGCUGAGCCCUCCCAGGAAUGCAAAUGAACACUAAAUAUUGUAGAACUACAGUGUCACUGAAAUUAGAUAUUAUACCAAUUUCUUAAUGCAUUGAAAUUAUUUUGAAUUUAAUUUAGUUUUGGUCAUUCUUAGGAAAUGUGUGGUUGUUUGUUUUUUCUUAAGAUGUUCUAUACUUUUGUAUAUUAAUCAGUGUCAAUAAAUUGAUUGCAAGAUUUUCAUGACAUAAUUGUUUUUGCAUUGUGUUAGUCUUCAUUUCCUAGUCAGAGAUGUGGCCCUGUUUAUUGUUAGCUGUAUGAAUGAUCAUGAAUCAGCAAUGCAGGCAAUAGAUAGAACAAGUCAGUGAGCUAAGGCCAGGACACAUGGCUAAAUGUGAAGAGCGCAUGUGUGCAGUGAUGACUGGUUUAUCCAUCCUCGGUUUUCAGACAGAAGGAAUUAUGACAAAUAUCUUUUUGAACCUGAUUUGGAAGCAAGCCACAGCUGGAAAAACAACCACGAAUGUGAAGGUAAAAAAUGAAGCCAUUGAGGAUGGCUUCUUAUAGACGAGCAUGUUUUCUUAUAGAGACCUUCCAUCUGCGAGUGAUUUUUUCAGCUGUCAUGUUUUCUUUGUAUUUCUAUAAUACAAAGAAAACAUGACAUUUUCUUUGUAUUUCUUAGUAAUGGCCAGAGUUCAUUUUGAGGUCAUCAGUCCGUGUGCCUGGGCACCUCUGGGCUCCACACACUGUGUGAGGAUGAAGGACAAACCAAAAUCCUCAGCAUAGUACGGUUCUGUUUAUCAAAAUUCCAAAUAUGGUUUUAGACCACCAUGCUACUGUUUUCUGAAUUAACAAACUAUAUAUGAACUGGCUCUGAAUCAUAAGAUUUCCAAUGCAUGUAUUAUUAUUAUUGUGUAGUUGGACUGUGUAAGGUAAUGUCUGACCUAAAACGGUACUAUCCUGCUCAAAUAACAAAUACUAUAAAGGCCUUUUGUAAUUCCUGAAGAAACAAGCAAAUAGCAUGUAAGACCUUUCAGUAUUUUUCUGUUGUCAUUCAGUGGUCUUAUAAAUUUCCAGUGUAUUGUUGUGUCUUUUUACACUUUACCAAAGUAUUAUCUGUAUAAUCUCUAAGGUUCAGAAUUUACUUGAGCUACUUCUGUACUGUGCCUGUAUAUGUACUUUACUACUGUGUUACUCUGCGUGUAUGUGUACUUUAGUACUGUGUUAGUGUUACUGUUCCUGUAGGGGUACUUUACUACUGUGUUAUUGUGCCUGUUGGCAUACUUUACUACUGUGUUACUGUACCUGUAGGUGUACUUUACUACUGUGUUACUGAACCUGUAGGGGUACUUUACUACUAUGUUACUGUACCUGUAGGUGUACUUUACUACUGUGUUACUGUGCCUGUAGGUGUACUUUACUAUUGUGUUACUGAGCCUGUAGGCGUACUUUACUACUGUGUUACUGAGCCUGUAUGGGUACUUUACUGUGUUACUGAGCCUGUAUGGGUACUUUACUACUGUGUUACUGAGCCUGUAUGGGUACUUUACUACUGUGUUAUUGUGCCUGUUGGCAUACUUUACUACUGUGUUACUGUACCUGUAGGUGUACUUUACUAUUGUGUUACUGAGCCUGUAUGGGUACUUUACUACUGUGUUAUUGUGCCUGUUGGCAUACUUUACUACUGUGUUACUGUACCUGUAGGUGUACUUUACUAUUGUGUUACUGAGCCUGUAUGGGUACUUUACUGUGUUACUGAGCCUGUAUGGGUACUUUACUACUGUGUUACUGAGCCUGUAUGGGUACUUUACUACUGUGUUAUUGUGCCUGUUGGCAUACUUUACUACUGUGUUACUGUACCUGUAGGUGUACUUUACUAUUGUGUUACUGAGCCUGUAUGGGUACUUUACUGUGUUACUGAGCCUGUAGCUGUGCUUAACUUUAACUUUAAUAAUUCAGUUUUGAGCAACAUUACCUUAUGCCACACCUUAUUACCUGAUGGAAAAUAUCUACUUUAUUUAAAAAAAAACUUUUUCAAAAACACAUUGUUAUGCUCUUGUA